Sitophilus oryzae (rice weevil) is the source of this 1599-nucleotide messenger RNA. It is a transcript of the gene Pus1, whose product is annotated as tRNA pseudouridine synthase A. The record is from RefSeq and is a predicted model, not a curated record. NCBI's taxonomy places the organism in Eukaryota, Metazoa, Arthropoda, Insecta, Coleoptera, Curculionidae. The transcript has 3 exons. Gene Ontology annotation, cellular component: nucleus. Gene Ontology annotation, biological process: mRNA pseudouridine synthesis; tRNA pseudouridine synthesis. Bases 188 to 1486 code for a protein of 432 amino acids. Gene Ontology annotation, molecular function: pseudouridine synthase activity; RNA binding.
AGGGGUCUAUCUAUAGUCCUAUAGUCUAUGGCGAUUUCUAAUCUAACCUUAAAUUUUAGACCGCUUCGUGUUUACAUGUUUUUAAAAAACUUUAUAUUAUUUAUUAUAAAAGAACAAAAAACUUGAUUUGAAACUCAGUUAAAUAUCACUAAUUGUUAUAAGUACACUUAGACUAAUUUUUAUUCACAUGAGUUUGAUUUUACGGUUUGCAAAAUACUCGGAAUUUUCCUUGUCUUUAUGUAAAAAAAUUGCUGAAAGAAUACCAACUACUAUCGAAAGAGUAAUGAAUAAUACUAAGAGUGAAAGAAAAUCGCGGUAUGACGGUAGGACUAAAAAACGCCAGUGGGAGGAACGUAGGUCAGAUAAAGGAGCUGGGCUGGAUCCAAGCCUUCCAAAAUUAGUUAAAACCAACGAAGCAGAGUUUCAAAAAGCUCUUAAUAAAACAAAACGAAGAAAAUUUUGCCUGCUUAUGGGGUAUUCUGGAGUGAAUUACUAUGGAAUGCAAAGAAAUCCACAUACAAAAACGAUUGAAGAAGAACUAUUCCAAGCACUGUUUGACUCAGCUUUUAUCAACAAAGAAUGCUACGAACAAGUUCAAAACAUGCAGUUUCAACGCGCUGCACGUACCGACAAAGGUGUUAGUGCAGCAAGACAAGUAGUUUCGCUAAAACUUGAUGAAAAUUUUGAUUUAAAUACAAUAAACGAAAAACUACCUGAAACGAUCAAAGUUUUUGCUUAUAAAAGGGUCACUAAAGGUUUUAAUGCUAAAUCACAGUGUGACGGUCGUACAUAUAUUUAUUUAACACCCACUGUAGUUUUUUCAAGUCAAAAAGAUCCCCCAUGCAUACAAAAAGAAUUUAAAUUAUCAAAAGAAAUAUAUGAACAAGUUAACAGACUUUUAGGUUUAUACAUAGGAACGAAAAAUUUUCAUAACUUCACCUCAAAGAAACAACCGACUGAUCCUAGUGCAAAGAGAUUUAUACGGAGUUUUAUAUGUGAAGAACCUUUCGUUAAGGAUGAUGUUGAAUUUUGCGUGUUGAAAGUCAAUGGGCAGAGUUUUAUGCUGCACCAAAUUAGGAAAAUGGUUGGAUUAGUUAUAGCAGUACUAAAGGGAAUUGCUUCGGAAGAUACUAUAACCAAGGCUUUAUCGGUGGAAAAAAUUAAUAUACCUAGAGCUCCAGGGUUAGGAUUAGUAUUAGACUAUGUCCAUUAUGAAAGGUACAAUAAUAAGUAUGGAAAUGAUGGUAUGCAUGAAAAAUUAAUGUGGGAUGAAGUUGAGAAAGAUGUACAAGAGUUUAAAGAAAAAUAUAUUUAUCCGACCAUAAUUAAUACUGAAUUGGAGAAAGAGGAAAUGGUAAAAUGGACAUUAAAGAAAUUGUCCAGGCAUUCAUAUGAUUCUGAUGAGAAAUAUGAGAGUGACGAUGAGGGUGCAGAUGAGGACGAUCUAGAUGAAAUAGAAAAAUCCAAACAACAAAAUAAUAUAUAGGAGAAAAUGUUUGGUUUUAACUUAGUGAUAAUUUAUUAUACAUAAUAUAUAAUAUUUGCAGUUUUUUAUAAUUAAAACUAAAAAGAAAAUACAAUUUAUAUAUAUAUACAUUU